Messenger RNA from Synchiropus splendidus (mandarinfish), 8175 nucleotides. It is a transcript of the gene zbtb4, whose product is annotated as zinc finger and BTB domain containing 4. Gene Ontology annotation, biological process: regulation of DNA-templated transcription. The record is from RefSeq and is a predicted model, not a curated record. The transcript has 6 exons. NCBI's taxonomy places the organism in Eukaryota, Metazoa, Chordata, Actinopteri, Syngnathiformes, Callionymidae. Gene Ontology annotation, molecular function: RNA polymerase II cis-regulatory region sequence-specific DNA binding; DNA-binding transcription factor activity, RNA polymerase II-specific. The coding region runs from base 797 to 5857 and encodes 1686 amino acids.
UCAACAGCCUCAACCCUUCUUUUCCUCUUCUGUUUUUCCGCUGCAUGCUGCAGAUGCGUUCGGCAAGUGUAUUCCUAAAGAGUGGAGGAGGUUUUCGACACCUUUGCAGACUGCAGUUUUAGUCCUUUGUCGUAAUUACGUUGAAUGACUCAGCAAGCGCUCACUUCAAAAAUGUAGGUCGUCUGACAUCUGGAGAUGUAAAGCCUUCUGCAACGCCGUGCAGUUGCAGCUUUAAUUUAGUGUCACACAAAUCAAAGCAACACAUAUGAAAACUUCUUCACUGAAACUACAAGAUCCACCACCUGGACUUUGGACUUCAUGGGUUGAAGGGAAAUACGUAUCGACUGCCACUGACUGAAGAGCUCCACCAUAGAGCCUUGGAUGAUUGUGACCACGAUCUGUCUUCUGCCGCUGUUACACACACGCAGACAUGUGCAUACACAGACCCAGGGAGAGAGAGUGUGAGAGAGAGAGGGAGUGUGGGGGAGAGAACACAUCGCAGUAAAGAUGCAGCAGGAGGUUUUCCGAGAUUUGGUGGACAUGUCAUGUCGUCCAGUGAGCAGGUGUUGGAUACCCUCCAUGUGGGCUUUAAUAGGUGUGGUGUAAAACCGACCAACACACACCUGUGGGGCUUCCUCCUGUCCACAUCCUCACCGAACCUGCAGAAAGGACCCUACAUACCAUCAGAAUCAUCCACUUUUCCUGCCAUUUGGAGCUCGACGAGAUCAGACUUUAUCAGCCCAAGGAGAGAAGGCGUUGAUCCUCGGACUGAAAAGAAAGAGACUACACGCUGGAAAUGAAAGGGAAAAGGCAUGGAGGGAGGAUAGAGGCUAUGAAGGAGGAUCAAUUAGAAGAAAUGGCUGAUGGACCAAAAAAUGCCAAAAUCACUCUCAGCUUUCCGAUAAGUGCUGCUCCGCUCCCAGUUUCACUGUCAUCUCCAAAGCAGUGUCACAGCCCAUCAUCAUCCUCUCCUUCACCUCACAGACGACGGCCAUCCUCUAAGAGUUCUGAUGAGGGGUCGCUAUGGAAACUUGAUUCCACAAUGGAUGUAAAGCAUAGAUCUUUCAAGCCCCCAAGACAUGACAACUCACCAUCUUCGUCACCCUCAUCCUCUCCCUUCACGAUUCAAACGCUCACCAAGAAGGACAUGAAGUCCCAGCCUCCCAAGUGCUCCAAGCUCAGCCCUGGCACACAGUUUCUCAAAUCCCCACCAAGAUCUUCCAGUGGGUCACUGGGUGGCUCAUAUGUCACAGAAGGGUGGGAGGAGAAACACAGACUAAAUAAUGGUACUGUCUCCCCAUCUCAAACUGCGAAGAUACUCUUUAGCCUGGGUACAGCUUCCUUUCAGAGAGGGAGGGAUGGACAAAGAAAGGACAAACUAUUGGGAAGACCAGCUGGAAAAGGGGGUGGCCCUACUGGACCCAGUCUUCAUCCACCAACACUCCACCUUCCCCCACCUUUACCCACACCAACAACUGCCCCUGUGGAGGGUCUCAUCACUCCCCCCCAUUUGUCCUCUUUUUCCUCGUCUCAAAGCCUAAAGCCAGAACUGAUCUGUGGCGUUUGUCAUCGUCUCUUUAGCUCAGCCGCUUCCCUCACGGUACACAUGCGGCUGCAUCGAGGAAGCCGGGGCCUCAGCUGCCGAUUCUGUGGCAAAGUGUUCAUCCACAGUAAGAGGUUGCAAUCCCAUGAGGCCUCCUGCAGAAUAUCAGGCCUGCCCCCAAAUAGCCUAAGCUCAUCUAAAUUCACAAUGCAGCCAAAAGAGGAACCACUGGAAGAGGGUGAGGUGAGAGUGGAGGGAGGUGUGAUUGUUGGAGAAACAGACAUCAGUAAGGUACAGGCACCGAAAGGUGCUGGCAGCCUAUUGGAAUGUUUCCAAGGUGAUGAUGCAGCAGCCACUGAACUACUCGCAGGUGACGACAGCCAUUUUGUGAAGGUGAUAGAUGGCAAUGUCAUUUAUUUCUGCUCUGUUUGUGAACGUUCCUACAUGACCUUAUCCAGCCUGAAACGCCAUUCUAAUGUGCAUUCCUGGCGUCGCAAAUAUCCAUGCCAUUACUGUGAUAAGGUUUUUGCUCUGGCUGAGUACCGUACAAAACAUGAAGUGUGGCACACCGGAGAGCGGCGGUAUCAAUGCAUCUUUUGCUGGGACGCAUUUGCUACAUAUUACAAUCUUAAAACUCACCAAAAGACCAUUCACGGGAUAAAUCCCAGCCUCAUUUCCAGUGAGAAAACUGCUAAUGGCGGAUACAAACAGAAGGCCAAUGCUCUGAAGUUGUAUCGCCUUCUCCCAAUGCGUUCGCAAAAGAGACCCUAUAAGACCUACAGUGACAGUGUGCAUCAUGACCUGCUACUACAACCAGCAAAGGAAUCACCAUUGUCUUUGACUGGUAUGGCCUGUCCUCUUGGACCAGAGGACCUGCAUGAAAUGAUGAGUGAAGCGCAGAGUGUCAAACCUGAUCCGGAUGCCUUCCUUGAUGGUUUUCCGGUGCCUCUUAACACUGAGCAAAUGGAAAUCUCUGCUCUCCAUAUUGUUCCUGAAGCAGACGUGCCACAUGUUAGAAAACAGGAGAGUGAACACCAAGACAAAGAGCAAAGCGCAACUAAUGGCGGUUUGAAAACAUCCAGUAGCAGCAAAACCAAGACACCAAAGACAGUAAAAGGCACAGACAGAAACAUGCCUUCUGUUAUAACAUACGGGCACACAAAACCCUCUGUCAUUGUUCAUGGAACAGCAGUGUCAUCUUCAGUCAUUGUGCACAGCAACCAAGUUGUAUCUGAAAAUGAACAAACUCCAGUGAAAAGCCGGUCUCUUGAAACCAGCACAACUCAGACUCUUGGAAAGGGGACUUCGCUGCCAGCAAAAAGGCCAAGAUACGGCUCAGAACAUGUUAAGAAAAAAUCUAGAGAUAGUUCAGAUACAACAGAUGACGGAUCGAGAGGAACACAAGAUGCAGGGUCUGCCAGGUCUGUCCAAAAAUCCCAAAAGUCCCACAGCAGGUGUGAGAUCUCUGCUUCAAAGCAGCUGUCAUCAACGAUGGCGCCACAGGUCACAGGUCCUCUAUGCCAGAUAACCGUACGCAUUGGUGAGGAAGCUAUAGUAAAGCGUAGUAUAUCUGAAACUGACCUGAGAAGAGAUAAAAGUCGAUCACCACCCAAAAACAAGAGAAGUGAAACAUCAGGUAACCAGGAUGCCAAACAAUCUCGCCAUUCACAUCAUCACCAUAAACAUCAGACAAACUGCAAAGACAGCUUUGAUGCAAAGGGUGGAAACAAGGUAAAAGAAGGCAAAGAAGCUGUAAAAAAGUCUGCUCGACCAAAUGUUGAGAUAAGGAAAUAUUACUUUCGCCAAGAGGUCCGUGAACAAGAGAGUGAUCAUGAUAUGGAGGACAAUUUAUGGCGACCCUACUAUUCCUACAAACCCAAAAGAAAAGCCCAGGCGCAUCUACAGAGGGUCAAAUCCUGGCAGAGAAAACUAAAAUAUAAACAUUCAAUCCGCGUGAAAAGGAGAGCAGAGAGGAUCAAAAACCUUGUUCACUCAGAGAAAGUGAAACCACAAGAAAAUAGAAAGAAACAAAAGAUUGAUGAGCCCAAGUUCACGGAACCUUGCAUUGAAAAGGACAGAACUAGCCGUAAAUCUGACCCAUUUAUGGACAAGAAAGACACAGCAAAGGUUAAUAAUGGCCUUGAGAGAUCCACUGUUUCGUUGCACUCUUCAGAAACUCCAUCCACUCCUGGACCUUCUUUGGGAUUUAGGAGGCAACCCUGGGCAAAUGUGAAUGUAGCAGAAUGUGGUACAUGUGGACGUUGGUUUUCAAGUUCAAGAAAAAGGGACAAACACGAACUGAGCCAUCUGCUGGAGUUUAUGUGCCUCUUAUGUCGCGCAACUUUCCCUUCAAGGGACAAAUUGGAAAUCCACCAGAGAGCUCAGCAUCCGAAACCGAGUGAGGUGCCAACUCAUCCAGCUAAAGUGACAUUUCAGGAACAAACUGACAAGGUCACAGUUCGCACUUGGCCAGAAAAAAAUGUUGAUGAAAAAUCAAGGCAAAUUGGCUCAGUGUUAAGCGCUUGCUCUACUCGCUUGAGUAGAAGAGCAUUGUCAAGACACACCUGUCCUCAAUGCCACAAGGUCUGCAAAACAUCCUCAGCGCUGAUCCGCCAUGUACGACGACAUGAGCUGACCAAUUCACCAGAAAGGCAAAGUAAUGAGAAGGACACAGAACAUACAACAGAGAAGAAAGUUGAUUCUGUUAACUCUGGCCCUGAGAAGGACCCCUUUUCCAAUUCUCCUUCGGUCUCUGUCAUUAGCUAUUUACCACAAGAGCAGCUGAGUAGUCCACACAGUCUAUCCUCCCAACAGAACAAUGUCUUGCACAAUGAUGUAGUAACGAAACCACCGCUGGCAGACAUGUAUUAUAAUCCUGAAAAGACAGACAACCCUCAUCCAGAUCACACAAGGGAACUUGGCCCAAUGAAUCCAGACUCACCACUGGAAAGACCAGUAAACAAACAGUACACAAACCCAGAAGUGACACCUGUUUUGCACUCUGCUCUACACAGCGUACUCGUCUUGAAUGGGACUGAAUGCUUGGACUACCGCAAAAAGAACUUGGAUAGCCAAACACUCAGGUCCCCUAGUCCUUUGCACAUCUUGACAACAUCCAGCACUUCUCCAACUGACACAUUAUGUAGCAAAAAAACUCAUGCCACUCUAAUAUCCACAGCUGCACUUGCUGUCUCUAAUGAGACAUCUUUGAAACGGGGUGGGGUCAUUAUAGAGAGAGAAAAGCCAUCAUCUUGUGAUACAUCUGCGCAUGUCUCUUAUGAGGAACAGCCCUUGCACACAAAUAUUGGAGUCCAAUCCCUCUGUAGGAGUCCCUCCCCCAGUGAAGCACAAGACCUAACCAUGUCCUCAAUACUAGCAAGAGAACGAGCGAUAGAGCGACAAACAGAGAAAAAGAUGGAGGCUGGAAAACAAAGAGAAAGAGAGGACAAAAAUGAGUUGCCAAAAGAAAAGGAUACAAGAAUAGAGAGGGUGCAUCACAUGAGUAAAGGUGAACACGCCCCAAAUGAUCCAACUGAUCAGUUAGUUCCAAAAGUCGAACCUCUGAGCCCACUACCGUCCCCUCCAAACAGCCAGACUCAAGCCACUUUAAAUAGAUCCUCUCCGCCCAAGCACGCUCUCAAGUCCUCCUGGGAUUCCGUCACAUCUAUUGGGCACUUAUCACCAUUCCGUGAGGAGGUUCACCCCAACAUGCAAGGAUUUGAAGGACUUGUACUACCACCAGGGUUAACUGGUGUCACUGACCGACCUUCCGCCCAUGCCCUCCUUCUUCCAAGGGGCCAACAGCCCACCGAGCCAGAGCAUCAGGACAUUCAUUCUGUGAGAGAAUCCCGGCAGGGGGAGUCCACGCCUGCUGGGUACCAUGCGCAGGACUUUCCCCUGCCUCUCAUUGUCCCAGAAAAUUACCACUCAAGAAAGAAGCAAGAGGAAAAUCUUCUAAUGUCAGCCUAUCCCCCAGGAGCACUUUCUUUCAGCCCUCUGGGCAAGGUUAUUGUUCCCAAUGGAGGAGACUUGGCCAAGUUGCCAUUUUAUCCAGAUCCGUACCAUCUCCUAUAUGGGUCCCAGCUUUUGGCCUACCCUUAUAACUUAGCUGCUCUUCCUGUUGCUCUGAAUAUAAUGGCUCCUACUGGGGAUAAGGUGGAACCUCUCCCCUUCCUCCCUGCUAUCUUCAACUACACACCUCCUGGUGGCCCCUAUAUGGGCACCACACCGCAUCCUCUGGGGCCCAAUCCUAGUCUUUACAGCAGCAAUGGAGGCGGUUGCAACAAGAGAGACAGCAGCAGCAAAAAACAAUAAGAACUGUUGAGCAUGGCAGAGGAAGGGGAAAGUGUGCAUUGUGUCUUUUGGGGCGCCUUUUUCUUCUGAUCAGAACUAGACAUUCAUUGGAGAAAAUCUAAGCAAGACAAUGAGGAAAUCUGGGCAGAUGUCAUUAAGACAGUGACAAGACGGCUGUUCUCUUUAAAUUCAUCAUAAUCCUCGAGGUCAUCUGUUUUGCUGUUGUGCGUUGUAGUUCUAGAACCUGACCAAGUAUCCUGCUGACCCAUCAUAUGUUCUUCAGUAUAUGGCCUGCUAAGAGGAUGUCCGUUUUUGUGGAAACUUUGCUAGUUCAGUCAGCUUUACUUUUGUAACGAAACCACAGUGAAGUCAAACAUACUCUUGAAAAAUAUGUCAUCAUGUUGAUUUGAAACCUUGUCAUUCUUAUACACAGUAAAGAAGUAGGUGAAAUAAUCACAUCACAUCCUGAGUUGGAUAUGAUUAUGUCACCACUGGAUUGAGGUAUCUUCUGAAGUGGGUGAAAGUUUGAGAGUGUGAUGUGUACACAACUUUCUUGAGAGAGUGAAAACAAAAUAAACAUUCCAUGUGAGAGCCACUCCACAACUCUGGUGUUAUUAUACAGUAGGUCAGCGUGUAGACUUACAUUAAAUAGUGCUCAUACUCAAAUCAUUAAGUACUCUUCACAAACAUAACGUUCAAACUAUAAAGCAGGUAGUAGUUACUUUAACAGAGCACUCGUAGCUGCUUUAUUUGUAGCUGGUCACUGGGCAAAAAUUGCAGAAUAGUAAAUUGUUGCACUUCUGUAUUUCAUCUCAUUUCCUUCAUAUUACACGGGGAAAAAAAACUUUGUAGCAUUAUUCAGUUUGAUUGGAAGAUGGCUUUUGAGAUAGCAGUCAGGGCAAGGAUGGGAAAUUCUUUCAGGCUCUAGGCUAGGCUUUGUUUUCCACUCCCCAUUAAAAAGUACUUCCGUUUGCCUGGCUUGAUUCCUUUGCGUGUGUCAAGUUUCUGCUUAGUAGCCAAAGCUUUUUAUUGGAAGUCCCAGUGUUCACCUCUGGGCCUUUGUAGUAACGUGUUAUCUUUAUUGUAUACAACUUUGUUGUUUUUGUCUCAUGAAGUUUAGCCUUCUUGUCAUAUGGACAUGGUGUCAUUGAAAAGGCGGAGUAAACAUAAAUAAUGAAUGUACAUUUUGUUAUGGGGUUAAUGAAGUACAGCAACAUCACUAGCAGAGUUGAUUUAGGAUCCUUUGUUUGCUUUGCCACGAUUAACCUAUUAAAUGACCAUGUAUCGUCUGAUAUGCAUAUAUACCGUAGUCCUAGGAACACAUCAGUAAAGUUGGGUUCUCUAUCCACAAAGCAUGAGCUAACACUUGCUUCUUAACGGUUCAUAUCUCUGCAACAAUCUUACAAUUGUGAGCACAUCAGCUUGUUUUUCUUUACAUUCUAGCCAUGUCUCAUUUCAUAUUAAGUUUUUGGGUCACUGGUGUGAGAAAGUCCCAUGCAUGUUAGUAGCUGCCCUAGAAUUUCAAAUACAGUUGUCCAAUGGCACUGAUGCCUUGAGGCUCACCCAGAGCAAAUUGUGCGACCAUUCUAAGGAGUGCCAAUUAUCUUUGAGCCUAUUAUGUGCUGGAAUACAUAUUGUAUAUCAGAGGAACUAUGUGUGGAACCAAAAUUCUGCCUUGGUGGUAAAUAGGUCACCAUUUAGUUGUAUGUUAUUUAGCACCUUCCGAGUUCGAAGAGGGUUUUGUUGUGGGGAUUUUUUUUCUCACCAAUAUAUCUAGACCUUCCUGUUGAUGGACAUGGUCCAUUUUUCUUUAGACAUGGUUUAUUAUCACCAUCAUCAGACCAAAAGCAUGCAAAUCAAAUCAUAUUGUAUUUGAACUGAAAUCUGGUGGUUGUAAACAAUUAUUUACUGUGUUAACAUUUCAAUCAAUGUGCCUCAGCUUUGAUCUUUCCACAAUUAUCUAGAGUGAGAUGUGGCUCUGCCAGAUUUCAGCUAUUAUGGUGCCUUGUCAUGGCAUAACAAAUUUAAAAAGUCAGAAAAUAUUGUAUUUAGAAGAAACACAAGGAGAUAGAUUUUAUGAAUUUGUUUGCUAUAAAGCUGUUCAUAAAUGUAGAUGUAUGGCUGAACUGUUUUAGUAUUGUGUAAAUGUCUAGGAAAUGACUGUGCCAUUUGGAACCCCAGAAAGAUGUAAAUGUUAUUUUUAAAAGAUGUUUUAAUGUUGCCUGAUGACUUUGUCUUUAGAUUUGAUACAAAGGCUAGUGGCCUCAGCUCUCCCAAAGUAUGUAGUCCCCUUGCUCCCUCUUGUUUUCUGUCUUUGCCGCAACCAAGAAAAUAAAAUA